UAGAACGCUUCGCCUCCAAUCAGGUCCAAGCUGUCGACCGGACGUUUACUGGUUGCUGUUUUGAUUUGGAUUGCUUCAUGGCAGAUUGUCAUUGUGUUGUGUGAGCCGAGCCAUUAGCUGUUGUUGAUAAUAUGAUCACCCUUUUUAACAAGUUACACUCCCGAUGUUUCACCUUCAGACAUCCGCGGACAGCAGCUACGGCGGCUGCCAAGGUUAACCUGUCCACAGCCCCUCCAGAACCUGUCAUUCCAUGUAAGAAGCCCAUAAAAGUGGAUCUUGUUGGAGGAAAAUGCUACUCAUGGUGCACCUGUGGAUACAGUCGGAAGCAGCCGUUCUGCGAUGGAGCCCACAAAACCAGAGCACAGGGAAUGAAGGGGCUUCGCUUUGUACCGGAGAAAGACUCCACGGUGUGGCUGUGUGGAUGCAAGCACACCAACAACCCACCUUACUGCGACGGCACACACAAACAGGACUUCAUCGUGUCUGCUCCGCUUCAUGAAUACACAGACUGAUGAAGGUGACGAACCCUGAGGACAGAGAUGUCUCUGAACUGAGUCAGUGGGAGAAACAUUUCAGAGAAAACAGCAUCAGGGCAGUUGUUUCUUUUUUUAAAUCAGUGUGACAUGUUGCCAGUAAACGAAAUGGCGAUCUAGGUUUCCACUCUUAACUUUGAAAAUGAGUGAUUUUACAGAAAUAAAAUUAUUAUUGUUCUUGAA
Molecule: messenger RNA, 716 nt
Organism: Gambusia affinis (western mosquitofish)
Lineage: Eukaryota; Metazoa; Chordata; Actinopteri; Cyprinodontiformes; Poeciliidae
Product: CDGSH iron-sulfur domain-containing protein 3, mitochondrial-like
Exons: 3
Coding region: 132-512 (126 amino acids)
Cellular component (GO): intracellular membrane-bounded organelle
Molecular function (GO): 2 iron, 2 sulfur cluster binding
Source: RefSeq, a predicted model, not a curated record